Messenger RNA from Ochotona curzoniae (black-lipped pika), 2499 nucleotides. It is a transcript of the gene PRKAB1, whose product is annotated as protein kinase AMP-activated non-catalytic subunit beta 1. NCBI's taxonomy places the organism in Eukaryota, Metazoa, Chordata, Mammalia, Lagomorpha, Ochotonidae. Gene Ontology annotation, molecular function: protein kinase binding. The record is from RefSeq and is a predicted model, not a curated record. Gene Ontology annotation, biological process: signal transduction. The coding region runs from base 314 to 1144 and encodes 276 amino acids. Gene Ontology annotation, cellular component: nucleus; nucleotide-activated protein kinase complex; cytoplasm. The transcript is spliced from 4 exons.
GCCGCAGCCAUCUCCCCCAUCCAUACCACCACUACCACCGACUUUCUGGGCCGGGAGGACGAGCGGAUUCGCCGGAAGCGGAAGUGGCUGGGGGUAUUGGGGGUGUGGUGAGGGCUCAGUCCGGGUUCGCUUCCCGCGUCUGAGGUUCGAGGCUCUGCUGGGCAGGGCAGAGAGAAAGCGCCGUCUCGAGACCUCGCCAGCAAGGCCGUGGCCCCCGGGGUCGUGUCCCUGCGAGUCCCGCCACCCCCCGGAUCCCUUCCCUGCGGCGUGAGGCUCCUGUCCGCCUUCCCCACCCCGCAGACCCCCACGCGCCAUGGGCAACACGAGCAGCGAGCGCGCCGCGCUGGAGCGGCAUGGGGGCCACAAGACACCCCGGAGGGACAGCUCGGGGGGUACCAAGGACGGGGACCACCGGCCCAAGAUCCUGAUGGACAGCCCCGAGGAUGCCGACCUCUUCCACGCCGAGAUCAAGGCGCCAGAGAAGGAAGAAUUCCUGGCCUGGCAGCAUGACCUGGAAGUGAACGACAAAGCACCUGCCCAGGCCCGGCCCACGGUGUUUCGAUGGACAGGUGGCGGAAAGGAAGUAUACUUGUCUGGGUCCUUCAACAACUGGAGCAAACUGCCUCUCACAAGAAGCCACAACAACUUUGUAGCCAUCCUGGACCUGCCAGAAGGAGAGCAUCAGUACAAGUUCUUUGUGGAUGGGCAGUGGACACACGACCCUUCUGAGCCCAUAGUAACCAGCCAGCUUGGCACAGUUAACAACAUCAUCCAAGUGAAGAAAACGGACUUUGAAGUGUUUGAUGCUUUAAUGGUGGAUUCCCAGAAGUGCUCCGAUGUGUCUGGUAUGAACGCAGUUAUUCUAUACACACAUGUGCACGUGGGGGCUCUGCCGUCUAGACGUACCCUCCUUCCUCUCUUUCUUGCUUUCUUGCUGAAACCACCCCAGCAGGUGGAUGCUUAUAGCCAUAGAACGAAUCCUUGGCUCUGCCCGGUCAGGUUGCUGGUAUUUUGCCCCAAGGGAGCCAUGAGUCACGGUGCAGGAAUGGACACGGACGGCAGUUCCUGGGACAGAGCCAGCGCUGGGCUCAGGCUUGGGGCUAGGCUGAAGAGGCCCUGGAGAAACGUGUGGGUUGGGGCCUAGCCAACUCGCGUCCCACCUGUGCCACCGGGAAAAUUUCAACCUUGACAGGUGGCAGGCGGACACCUCCGUGACCUCAGCUGUCCCUUGUGUGUUCCUUUAGCACCAGGGCAGAAAGGGGCUCACAUAGGAAGCAGGCUGUGCACCCCAGCUCUCAGCUGGGGAAAUAUGCUGCCUCCCACAGUCUAAAUCCAAAGUUUCUACCCAGACCCCCUAGGUGGGAAGGAACUGCCAAGACUCCUGGCUAGAGUUCAGGCAGGAGGUGUGCACUCUGAUCUGUAGUGAACUUCCUCUCCCUGGCGCGUGUGGGAGGUGGUGAACCCAAGAGGCUGGCAGCCCAGGCAGAAGUCAAGGGAGAGAGACAGUGUCCAAAUGUCCUCCCCUUCUUAAAGACUGUAACACCAGGCCACACAUCAAAGCUUACAGUCAAAUGUCUUGCUGUGCACGAAGAAAACGGGCCCCUAGCUGCUGGUGGGCUGGGGUGGGCCAGCCAGCAAAGAGCCUUGCCGUCUGCCGCUGGGCCAUCACAGGCGCUCGUCUGGGCAGUCACCUUCUUCAGCUGUCCCACGUGCCGCUUGUGGUUCUGGGUUUUGCUCUGCUUUUCCCAGUUCCCCGCUGUGAUGUGACUGGCUCCUGUGAGGGGAGGAGCUGUCCCCUAGAGAUGAGGUUGGGGGGCUCGGGUGAGCCAGAGUGCACUAGACGCUCUCUGGGUGGUGGCUCUGCCCUCUCCAGCUGGCCAGAAGUCACUAAGUCAGCUGCUUCCAACAGCUACAAUUCUAGAAGCUUCUGAACACAUCUGUAUAUCAAGAUAGGAGCUUGAGCAUGAUGGACUCCAGGAUUCUUUUAGAAAGCAGCUUUUCCAUUUUGGGUUGGUUUUAUUUUUCUGUGGGGAAGGUGCUGUGCCUUACGCAACCUGUUUUCUCCCAGACAAGGAGGCAGCUGUGUCUGCUUCAUUGUGACUGGUGGUGGUUGCAGCUUGAGCUGAGCCCCUGAAUCUUCUCCCGAGGCCUCAGUGCUGUGGCGUUCGCCAGCCCAGCCAGAUGCAAAAUGGAGGCGUUCCCGAGCUGUGGAGGGGGGCGGGUGUCCGAGAGCCACAGCCUCCGGGGGGUGCGCACACCUUCAUGCACGUUACACAAUUCCUGAGGCCUUCCUCAUUUCCUCUGUUGUUUACCCUCAGAAACUGUAUCCUUCUAGAAAGUAGGAACUCUAUAUUGAGACAAGCAAAACUAGGUGACAACACUGUGAGUUACACAAGACUGCCCCCAGGACUCAGCAUUUUCAACAGACGUCCUGUCCCCCAUCUGUCCACAGAGCUGUCCAGCUCCCCACCAGGACCCUACCAUCAGGAGCCCUAUGUC